This is a messenger RNA of Closterium sp. Naga37s-1, 648 nucleotides long. The record is from the annotation of a GenBank genome assembly. Lineage: Eukaryota; Viridiplantae; Streptophyta; Zygnematophyceae; Desmidiales; Closteriaceae.
AUGCUCGCGGACAUAAGCGAGUCGAUCCUGAUCGUCGGCUCGGGGCCCCGCCCCGUGCGCGCGUUCAAGGCGCGCGCCGACAUGUUCGACGGCGCGUUCGUCUUCCCCUCCGCGCUGCACGCCGCCGCGCUCCCGCAAUCCGCGCCCGCCGUUACUUCCGCCGCCGGCGCGCAGAACUCCCCCCUUUCCGCCGCGUCCGCCCUCCCGGGGUUCCGCGUCACGGACGCUGCGGGGGAGGGCGCGGCGGGAGGGGGAGCGGGCGGGGGUAGCGGGGAGGGGGGUGGCGCGGGGCAGGGGAGGUGGCGGUGGCGGCUGACUGUGAUGGAGGAGAGGCAGCGGGGGGGUGGCGGAGCGGGGGUCGGAGGGAAGAAAGCAGGGGGAGGGGGGGGGGAGCGUGGAGUGGGGACGGUGGAGUGGCAGAGGGCGCGAAGGUGGAAGGAGGUGGCGGGCAGGCAGGCAGAGGAGAUGAAGAUGCUCACAGAGCACGUGGCGGGGGAGAAGCAGCAGGUGGGGGAGAAGCAGCGCGCGCGCAUAGAGGAGGACCUGCGGCGCCUCACACUCAUCGACCACGCCAUGGCGCCCGCGGGGGGCAUUGCACAGCUGCGGCACUUCUAUGGCAUGCCGCACAUGGACUUGAGCACCAUGUGA